Nylanderia fulva is the source of this 6175-nucleotide messenger RNA. RefSeq lists its product as uncharacterized. Lineage: Eukaryota; Metazoa; Arthropoda; Insecta; Hymenoptera; Formicidae. The record is from RefSeq and is a predicted model, not a curated record.
GGGUCACCUUGGAACUAGUCUCGCGUCGGACGUGCAGUGCGUAGGUUGUCGGUUGUCGAGUUCUCGCUUUCCGCGUACAUCGCGAACGCCGUGUAAUGCCCAAUUCUGGAAUAUCGGCGACUUCUGAGUGCGUCGCGGGGAAGUCGCCAUUAUCGUUUGAUGAGGCCCGCAAAUAAUUGGCCUUGAAAAAAGCGGCGACGCUGAAAACGGAGCGUCGGUUUUAUUCGCGUACGAAUAAGUAUCCGCGAUUUUCGUCUGGAUUUCGUGCGCGAGUAACGCGAGUAAACGGGAGUGCAAUCCGGGAGUGUCGUGUUUCAACGCGAUGGAUCGAAUAAUCUUUUCGAAGUGCAUCUGGGCGUCGACGGGGAGUCUCGACCGGAAGUCUCGGAGGAUCGCGAAUUGAUCGGGGAAGCGGGAGAGGGGAAGGAAAGGAAGGGCGUGCCGGGAGAUGUCGCCAUAGACUUCAAUAGAUGUCACAAAUUAAUUUAAGGUUAUUUCGAUGCGUUUAAUAUAAUUAAUAUUCGGACGCUCGCUUUCCCGGAAUUGGAAAAGUAUAUUUUUUCAACAGAUAUUUUGUUCGUGUUUUUAUUCGCGAAUGUGAUAUUGAACGUGAUCGAGCGGAAUCGAAAGUGCCGAAUGCAUUCGCGAGUGAUCUUAUUUUUUCGUAUCGUCCGUUCAUUUCGAAGUGCAUCUGUGUGUGGUGAAGUACGAUAAAUAAUUAUUACAAAUAUAAAAUAAUAGAAAAAACAGUGCAAUGAUCAGUGCCAAAUCAUAUGGGAUUAUAGCAGAGCUGCGGGUCAUUAAAGCGGAUAUACUAUUAAAGCAGACAGGUUUAGAUAGUCGACUCAACGCAAUGGUGAUGAUGUAACGGGACUUUCGCUGUCGCUGUGGGUGAGGCAACAAUGUCCACACAAUGCAAUCGCUUCGUGCAAAAUGCCUGGAAGAAGGAGCUCUGUUCGAAUUGUUUCAAGCCGAGGGAGGAACACGCGGCGACCGAUGAUAUCCUGCGACUGAACGUCGAAAAGGCUUCUACGAACCUGAAGAUCGGUCAUCUUCAGGUACAGAGUAUCCUCCGCGGUAAGACGAUUUGCCGGAAGGACCAGCGGAAGAAGAACGUCGGCUUCCCGGAGUCCCUGACGGAGGUGAUCGGUUACGGCGGCGAUGAUUUCUCCGACGCCGAGGAGGAGCGGGACCCAGGUAAGGUGGACGCGAAGGCGGAGGACCUGGUGCCGGACAGCGAAGAAGAGCGCGCCCUGUUCGAUCUGACGCGCGCCAACACGAACUUCAACACGAUCAGCGCGAACCUGACGGACAGCGUCGUGGACGGCGACGCGACCAAGUCGUCGUCCUCGUCGUCGUCGACGACGACGACGCCCGUCAAGUCCUUCGCGUCUCUGAUGCUGGGAAAAGUACAAAGAGACGCCGAAGGCAAAAAGACGACCCUUUUGGUGUCCGUGACACCCUUUGGCGGAGACGAAGCCGUACCCACUGCCAAGAGACCCGUCGAUCGGAAGAUCAACUUGCAGCCCAGUCCGCUCAGAUGCAAAUCCGCCGACGGAGGAACACCGGAUAAUAUUGCCGAAGCCGCGAAGAAACUCAAUGGGGUGGACCGGAAAAAGGCGGACGAACAAAAGUCUUCUCCUGAACUAGGAAAGAUAAUAGAUAUGCCGUUGAUCACCUCUUCCAAUAUGAUCACAGUCAUGAGGAAGGAAAUGGACACCAUCAACGUCGACGCGGUGAAAACAUCUAUGGAAACUGCGGCGCAAAAGUACUCGUCCGCUUGUAAGCUCGACAAGAGAAACGCUGUAAACGGUUCCCUCGACAGCGGCGUUUCAACGAUAAAAAAGACUGAAGCCCAGACGUCGUCAAGGAUAACCAUGCAGUCAAGCGGCGUAAAAGAAAGCGAGAAUGCAAAGAGAACGACGACGAAGAAUCUGAGACGAGACGGCGAGAAGAAAGAAGAAGAAGAAGAAGAAGAACGAGAAAAAGAAGAGGGAAUUGAGCUCAUUCUGACGCCUCUGAAGAAUCAGGAAACUCCGGAGAACGAUGGUUCGCUGAGCAACGUUAACGACAAGACAACCGACCAGGUUUCUUCAGGAAUCGUCGGAGAUGUCUCGAAGGAUAAGCAGCGACUCGCUUCCGAGUACAGCCGAGAAUUUGCCGGAGAACCGGAUGGCAGAGCGAACGAAGAGGAAGUCACAGAGGAACCUCCGGCGUUGCCGACGAGUCCGCCGCCGAGCGUGAUUUCUACGGAACCGAGGACCUCCUUCUUACACGGCAAUAAUGUUAAUAACGACACAAGAGUGAAACCCGCCGUGCCGCAGAAACCCGCGACCUUUUCUAUGAAGGCGAGCUUAAAUGAAGGCCCGCUCAGCGCGAAAAGAAUUCCUAAUGAUUACGUGCUGCCACCGCCAUCGGUGCAAAACGUCACCGGUAGAUCUGCUCAGAAUUUAGGUUCGCAAGACAUAAAUUCGCGACGUUCAGUGAAAAAGGACACCUCGAACGAGACGCCGUCGUCGGAGACUGAUCAGGUUUUCUCGGUUACAACUCAACAAAACUCGGAGCCGGAAAUUCCAACAAAAAUGCCAUUCAAGUCUGCUCUUCCACCGUUAUCCACUUCCUUAAUUACAACACCGGAUCCAAGCAAUCCUUCGAAUAACGUCGAGCUAGAGAACGAAAAUGUCACGCCGGACGAGGAGUUUCCGGAGAUCACUCCCGUUUCCGUUUCCACUAUGGAAUUGAUACGUUCACCGAACAAGAGACGGAUGGCUCCUCGACCGCCAGAGUCCACGGAGGAUUCUCCAGCGGUUUCCUCUCUAUUCGCCAGGAAUCCAGGGGCGAAUCUCAAAUCUGACUCGCCGGUCGUUCGCGAGAAGGAGAAGAGAGAGAGAUCGUCCUCGUGCAGUCCCAAGUUCCGCAAGGCGGUCUCCGAUCUGCCAGAUCCCACGAACGGAACGACGGACGCUAAGCAACCGGUCGAGUCCACACCUAGAAGAACGAUAUCCUUGUCGCAGGACAGUCUGACGAGCGAGAAGGAGGUGCGGGAGGAGAAGAAGAGAGGUAGAAACCGUAAAGGCUUCUCCUUGAAGCGUUUCCUGAGAAUGGGCUCGAGGAAGGACAUGGACGUCGUGGUCGGUCAGAACGGGAAGAGCGACGAGAUACCAUCGACACCGCAACCAAAACCGCGAUUGGAGAUAAUCCAUCCGCUAGAGUUGGACGGGGCUGCGGUCGAAGUGGUAGUAGGGAGCGACAGAGUCGUCUCCAGGAUCGUCGGCGAGGAUCAGACGGAUUCCUGCGGCGCGAAGAAUGACAGCUCGAAGACGGCGACGCGGCUUCCUCCACCUUCAGCGGCGGCGAGACCCGGAAAACCGCCGCCGCCGCCAAGGAAUCAGUCUCUGGAGGAUUGGUCCAGGUCGGAACCGGCGAACAAGCCGAUGAGACCGCCUCCGCUUCGGCCGGAAGCGAAAACGGGCGUCGCUUCUCCGAGCAGGAGCGACAAGAUAUCUUCGAAAGCCACGUGGAGGCCGACGAGCGCGACGACCUCGGACUCGAUUUACGCGAAUCUGGCAGCGGAGGAUGUUACAGGUCAGGUACGCAGCGCCCUGGCACCUUCGAAACCGCAGCGAACCGCCAGCAUGAGGGACCAGGCCGUCGCCCAGCCCGUCCCUAGGAGGACGCAUAGCGAUAACAUUACGUCGACCCAGGGAGUGAAUCAACAUCGGGAUUACGACGUCGGACUCGCGGCCGUAAGAUCCACUUCCGACUCGCCGACAUCCAACGACAGCCACGUGUACGAGUGUCUCUCGAGUUCUCCCGAGUGCGAUUCGAAUCUGGAACUACGUCAUGGUUCGAACGGACGUGGUGACGGAUUUCGCGGCGCCUGCAAGAGGAAGUCUGACAGUAACGUGAUGGGCGGAGAGCCGAAGGUUCAUCAUCAUCAGCCAUUCAUGAGAUCGACCUCCUUGCCUUAUUGCGGCAGUGAGACUGAAAGCGAGCUUUACGCACCGUACACCUUUUACACUGGCGACGAGGGUGCGGAGGAGGAUCAGGAUUGGAAGGACGAUGAAGGGUCACGAAUGGGUCGCUUAAGACAACGCAGAGGACGCACCAUCGUUCAUCGAAGUCUGGAGGAUAAUUAUGGUGCGGUGGUUGUCGCGAAUCACGAAGCGCUCGCUCAAUUUCUCGAACAGGAAAAUCAAGCUGUUCAGUUACCGAUAGGCUUGCGUGCUCUGAAGAACGCUCGUCCACAGUUGAAGCACUUCAACAUCGACAUUGCAUCAUCAAUUUCCAUCGGCAGGAGGAUAUUUUGCCCGGCAACAUGGAACGAUCAAAACGUCACCCUCUGCAUGACGUUCGAUCUAGCUGUGCCUAUGCCGCAAAAGGAUUUUUAUCUGACACCUAUAAUAGAAUUCGUAGAUAGAGCGCCGAAGGAGAUGAUCGACAAGAUUCGACCGGCCGUUCAAGAAGAUGUUGAAGCGACGAUUUCGGUCCUUCCCUGUCUACACGUGACCACUGUACGAUCGCUCGGCGCGAUGUUGAAGGACAUGAGCAACGAAGGUGCAAACCGGGAGGCGUCGUUCGUGCUUCUUCAGCUGGUGAAUGCGCUGAAGAGUCUCCAGGCGCGCGGGAUCGAGGACGUCAACGGAUCCCUGAACGAUGUUAUACUCUGCAGAGAGGACGUUUACUAUCGACUCUAUCUUUUGCAAGGGAGGCUGAACAUAGAUCCUGGCGACGAACCUGGGGAGGAACGAGUUUCUCUAUGCGAAUGCGCUCUGAUAGCACUUCGGCAGUUGCAUCUGACGAACGAAUUGCCUCUCAUACAGGAUUUACUGAUACGCGAAAAAGCGGUCACCUUAUCUCAGGUAAAAUCUAUCCUGGAAUUUUCCUUGUGGGGUCCGGCCGACGUGCCCCUUGGUGGUCCACGGGAAAGAGAAGGAGCACUUCAACGAUGGCUCGACCUUGAGAGAGCAAACGUUCUUCACGCCCUUGUCAAGACGAAGGCAGCUCUGACCGUUAUAGACGAAUAUCAGUUAUUGUUCUUAGUUAGGACCACUGCUAAAAUUAUGAGCGAAGCUUCGAUACUUCUAGACGAGCAGCGUAAACGCUUGGCGCGAAAAUGCUAAAGAAUAUAUUUUUUAUCGCAUAUGUAUAUAUCGCGAAUUGCGAUUAAAGAUCCGGUGUAAUAAAAGUCUCAGGCGGAGACAGAGAAAAAGAUAUCCAAGUGCAAAGAUAACGCGAACGUUGCAAUAACAUAAUUUUUUAGUCGUACAAUUAUUGUUUAUAUCUCUUGUUAUCGCAACAUCCUCUCUUUUAUAAUAGACGUCAUGUAUUUUGAGAUAAUGAGGAUGUGCAAUUAGCUCAUUGUAAUGUGAAAUUAAUCGUAUGUGCGCGGGAAAAUGUAAUGUAAGAUAUAAUUAAUUUUCGAAUAACUCAGUGUUAUAAAUAUCUCGAAUUAUAUGUGUGCGUAAUGUGUAAUAUAUAGUACAUGAUAAAAUAAGUAUUAUUUAUAAGAACGUGCCAAUGCUCAAUCGAAAUGUGACUUUUGUAUGUACACACACUGUGUUUUAAGGAUCCAUCUCGAUUUAGAAAUAACUCCUAACACAUUGUUAUCAGCACAAUUGACAAUUGUUUAUAAAUAUUUAUAGUUAUUUUAUCACGUUUGUAUAGAAUUAAAUGUAAUAACCGAGAAUCUCUAAUAAGGUAUAUCUAUAUAAGCGAUAGUGCAAUAGAGUAUAACACGGAUAUUAUCCCACGGAUAUAAUUUUCGAAAUGUUUCUCCAAUACUCAAACGGAGAAGGAUUUCGAAAAUUGAAUAGAUUUUUAUAUAAAUAAGGCGAUGAAAGAAAAACAGUUGACUAUCAUUUACAUUUUUAUUAGUAUUCAAUUUAAGUACUAAGUUGUUUCUUGAUCGCAAUCUUCGGUUACGUUGCUCAAUUCGUUGUUUAAUUGAAUUUCCGGUAUAACACUCUGUUCACUCGAUUGCGAGUCCCACGAAUAUCCGACAAAGGACCUGUUUGGUGGAGGAAAUCAUUUAUAACUCGACGAUAUAUCGAUUAUAAUCAAUACACGAAUUUUUAACACGUGUACUGACAUUUUUAAAUACAUCAUUAAUUUGAAACUCGAUGUAGAAAAAGGCUUGAAAGCUCACAUAAAUAUUUUUGCAUAAUCUUAGAAA